Punica granatum (pomegranate) is the source of this 1622-nucleotide messenger RNA. Lineage: Eukaryota; Viridiplantae; Streptophyta; Magnoliopsida; Myrtales; Lythraceae. The record is from RefSeq and is a predicted model, not a curated record.
CAUUGACGGGCAACCCCCAAGUCUAUGUUGUCAAUUCCGGUGCUUCGCUCGUCAGAGACAAAAACAGUGCACGGAAGUUGAGAGAGAAGCGAGAACUUCUGCCUGACGCAAGUCCGUCGCCGGAUUUGCUCAAACCGCCACCUCCCUUCUGUCUUCCUCGCCGCCGUAACUUUCCCGGGAGAAUAACGCAGAGAAGAUUUCCAGCUCGGAAGGAUCCUCGCGAGCUCGGAAAAUGUCUCAGUCCGGGAAAUUGAUGCCGAAUCUGGACCAGAACAGCACCAAGCAGCUCAACCUCACCGUGCUCCAGAGAGUCGAUCCCAACAUCGAAGAGAUCCUGAUUACCGCCGCUCACGUCACCUUGUACGAGUUCAACAUCGAGAGCAACCAGUGGAGUCGCAAGGACGUUGAAGGGUCUCUAUUUGUCGUUAAAAGGAAUGCUCAGCCUCGAUUCCAGUUCAUUGUGAUGAACCGGCGGAGUACAGAAAAUUUGGUGGAGAAUCUUUUGGGAGAUUUUGAGUACGAAAUUCAAGUUCCUUAUCUAUUAUAUCGGAAUGCUUCACAAGAAGUUAAUGGCAUUUGGUUCUACAAUUCACGUGAAUGUGAGGAAGUUGCCAAUCUUUUUAGCAGAAUAGUGAAUGCCUUCUCAAAGGUUCCUCCUAAUGUAAAAGGACACUCAAGUAAAAGUGAGUUUGAGGAGCUGGAAGUUGCCCCAAACAUGUCUAUGAUUGAAGAACCACUGGAGCCAUCAUCAACUGUGUCUGCCACUGAUGGUCCUGAAGAUUCCUCAUUUAUGAACUUCUUUAGUGCCGCCUUAAAUGUUGGAAAUAAUCCUCCAAACAUGGCGAUCUCAAGACCACCUCAUCAAUCUUCAGCACCAAUCCCAAUAUUUCAAAAUACAGCCGCUGUUCCUUCAGCUCCUCCACCAAAUGCUGAAUUAUCAUCCUAUUCCGUUCCAUCUUCUUUCAAUUUGGUGACCCGUACUGACUCUUCAGAUUCGAUCAGCAACAAGAACCUGGUGACUAAUCUGGUGAAGCCCUCUUCAUUUAUGUCAGCACCAUCUCAGGCAUCUCCUCUAGUGAUGCCACAAAUCCCUUCGGCCGCUCCUGCGGCUACUUCUCUCCAUCCUUCUCCAUUGAGCUUGCCACGCCCAUAUGGCACCCCAUUGCUUCAACCUUUUCCACCGCCUACUCCAUCUCCGUCCCUAACACCUAGCCCGUCUCCUCCUGCUGACAUACCCAUUAUCAACAGGGACAGAGUUCGUGGUGCUCUCCUUAAGCUUGUCCAGGACGAUCAAUUCAUCGACAUGUUCUACCAAGCACUGCUGAAGGUCCACCAUUCAUGAGGGAGUCCUGGAGCCAGAGGCAGAUUUUAUUACAUUAGCAGUCUUGUACAUAAAUCUCUUCUGGUCUUUCCUCUGAGUCUUUCCUUUUCUAGUUGUUGACGGCUCCUCUUUGAGUUCUAUCUGUGUAUCUUUUUUUCCUCUGCUCGGGAAAAUUCGGAAAGGGUGUAACUGACUUUUCUUUCCUCACUCUGUCCUGGACUGCAUGUUAUGUAACCAUCGCAUGAACCUCGGAUCUCCUUGUUUCAGUGUAAAUGAUAGUCUUGCUUGUGUUAAGAUGCCA